Molecule: messenger RNA, 840 nt
Organism: Seriola aureovittata
Lineage: Eukaryota; Metazoa; Chordata; Actinopteri; Carangiformes; Carangidae
Product: eukaryotic translation initiation factor 4E-binding protein 2-like
Exons: 3
Coding region: 139-498 (119 amino acids)
Biological process (GO): negative regulation of translational initiation
Cellular component (GO): cytoplasm
Molecular function (GO): eukaryotic initiation factor 4E binding
Source: RefSeq, a predicted model, not a curated record
UGUAGGAAGUCCCUGGGUUGUUUUGGAUUUUCAGACCACGUGGAGGCACAAGGCAACUUUCCUCCGGUCUAUCUGUGGCUUCGUAGUGUUCUCCAAACUUUCAGUGACCCAACAAGCAACGACCCCGUGUUGUGAGAGAUGUCAGCGGGUAGUCAGACCACCAGGAGCCGGGAAAUCCCAGCCGUCAGACGGGUCGCUGUCCACGAUGCUGCUCAUAUGCCCCAGGACUACUCCACGACCCCCGGGGGAACUCUGUUCAGCACCACGCCAGGAGGUACCCGCAUCAUCUACGACAGGAAGUUCCUCCUGCAGUGUCGGACGUCUCCUCUGGCUCGUACGCCUCCCAACCUACCGGACAUCCCAGGAGUCACCAGGCCGCUCAAACCCAGCAACUCCGCUGUCACAAACCAGCCCGAACAGACGCCUAACAAUAACACUGACCACAGCCUCUGUACAGGGAGCCCAGGAGAAGAUGCCCAGUUUGAAAUGGACAUCUGAAGAGAGUCGCCUACAAGGAUAAAAAUAAUGUCCAUUGUUUUUGUUUACUGGGAUAAGUCCAUUUGAAACGAGAAGCCUAGUCUUACUAAACUGUGUAAUCUUCUUUCAGAUUUGUUUUGAAAACAAGGCGGGAUUUUUUGUGAAUGUGUUAAAAUGUAAAAUACACAACAACACUAACUGAUGCACCUGACUUUGUAUGACCGGUGUCAUAUACAAGUAAGUGUACGUUUUGUUAAAAUUAAGCCAUUCAUAUUUUAUGUGAUUUGAGUCAUUUCAUGAGUUUAAAAACAUGUCUUUAAAACUUUCAAUGUUAAAAAAUUAAAAAAAAAAAAAAAAAAAAGA